Messenger RNA from Lactuca sativa (garden lettuce), 2335 nucleotides. Its product is annotated as heat shock cognate 70 kDa protein. NCBI's taxonomy places the organism in Eukaryota, Viridiplantae, Streptophyta, Magnoliopsida, Asterales, Asteraceae. The record is from RefSeq and is a predicted model, not a curated record. Gene Ontology annotation, molecular function: ATP binding; ATP-dependent protein folding chaperone.
CCUUCGGAAAAGGUAAGAUUUAUACAAAGUAGUAUUAUAUAUCAUUUGUUAUGUGUAAAUUUUAUUAGUCUUGUCUCAUGUUGUAAUCUUUAAUAUAUACAUUUUAAGUCUAUUUGCUUUAUAAAAAGACAGAUAUUAGUUGGUCCAUACGUCCUAAUUCGAAUCCAAAAGGAUUCGACUUUAAUGCGUUCUUGGUCGUGUUUCUAAUUAAUGUAAAUGCAGGAAAAUAAGAGAUACACACGAACACAAGAUCAACCACGAUCAACAACAAAAUAAACGGUUUGACUUUAAAGCAUAAUGGCUGGAUAUGGUUUUGCGCCUGCGAUUGGUAUUGAUCUAGGUACAACUUAUUGUUGUGUUGGUGUUUGGCUAAAUGACCAGGUUGAGAUCAUACCCAAUGAUCAAGGGAAUAGGACUAUGCCAUCUUGUGUAUCUUUCACGGAUGAAGGACGUGUAAUAGGUGAAGCUGCUAAGAACAAGCUGGGUUCAGAUCCUUUGUCCACGAUUUACGAUGCGAAAAGAAUGAUUGGAAGAAGAUUCAAUGAUCCCAAACUUCAACAAGACAUGAAGUUAUGGCCUUUUCAAGUUAUUAAAGGGGCUAACAACAUCCCAAAGAUUGCACUCGAAUACAAAGAUGAAAAGAGGGAGUUUUUCCCAGAGGAGAUUUCAUCCAUGGUUCUUAUGAAAUUGAAAGAAAUUGCAGAGGCAUACCUUGGUGAUACCGUAUUAGACGUGGUUAUCACAGUGCCUGCUUAUUUUGAUGAUUCCCAACGUCAAGCCACAAAGGAUGCUGCUUUUGUUGCAGGACUUAAUGUUCUACAAAUAAUCAAUGAACCUACCUCAGCUGCAAUUGCUUAUGGGCUAGACAUGAGUACAAAUAUAACUCGUGACACAAAUGUGCUCGUAUUUGAUUUGGGUGGUGGAACGUUUGAUGUCUCUCUUGUCACAAUUGAUAAAAAAGGUAUUUUUAAAGUGAAAGCGGUUGCGGGUGACACUAACUUAGGUGGUCAAGACUUUGAUAACUUAAUGGUGAACCACUUUGUGAAGCAAUUCAAUGAAAAACACAAAAAAGACAUCAGUGGGAAUAUAAAAGCACUAGGGCGGUUGAAGGCGGCUUGUGAAAAAUCAAAACGGGUUCUCUCUUCAGCCACCGAAACCAUUCUCGAAAUUGAUGCUUUACAUGAGGGUGUUGAUUUUUCUAUGAAAAUUACACGUGCAAAGUUUGAACAUCUAAAUCAAGACUUCUUUACUAAAUGCAUAAAAAUGGUAGAGAGUUGUUUACAUGAUGCGAAUUUGAAUAAGAAAGAUGUAGAUGAGGUUGUGCUUGUCGGUGGGUCAACUAGGAUACCAAAGGUACAACAAUUGUUGAAAGAGUUCUUCAACGGGAAAGAGCUUUGCAAGAAGAUCGAUGCAGAUGAGGCUGUUGCAUACGGGGCAUCUGUUCUUGCUGCAAAGUUAAGUGGCAAUACAAGUCUACAAGUGAACAAAAUUCAUGUCAUUGAUGUCAUCCCAUUGUCACUUGGUGUAAACGUGAGUGAUGGCUCAUUGAGUGUUAUAGUUAAAGGAAAUACCCCAAAACCGACGACCAAGGAAAGAGGUUAUGUAACAUCAGAGGAUAACCAACAAAUUAUAAAUUUCGAUGUCUAUCAAGGUGAGAGAUUUAGGUCUAUAGAUAAUAAUUGGUUGGGAAAUUUUCAAGUCCCAGUCCCACGCGCACCAAAAGGCAAGUCAGCGGUAAAAGUGGUUUUCAACAUAGAUGUUAAUGGCAUUUUAAAUUGCUCAGGCGAGGAAGUAACCACUGGCUUAAAAACCAAGGUUAUAAUUAGCCAUGACAAGCAGAGGCUUUCAAGGGAAGACAUCAAAAAGAUGAUACUUGAUGCACAGAGGCAUGAACGUGACGAUGACGAGUACAGGAAGAUGACUAUGGCACGUAAGAACUUGGAAGAUUUCAUUGAUGAUGUGAAACGCAAAAUCAACGACAAAAAGAAGACUGGAAAGACAAGGAUCAAGAAGGAAGACAUGGAAAAAGUCGAAAAAGCCUUAGAGGAGGCUCGCAAAAUUCUUAAUGGAAGGAAGCUUCUUGCUGUUAAAGAGUAUAAUAAGGCAUCAGAAGAUCUAAAUAAAUUAGUUGCUGAGUUCCUUUCCCAUGCCUGAAGUGGAGAAUUACUAUAAGCUAUGUACUAUGGUUUGUAUUUUUUUCAAAAAUAGUUGGACAUUGUUCGACAUUGAGUGUUGAGAUUUGAAUUUGUGUGUGUGAUUACUUGUAUGAUUGUUGUCGAUUUUUCUUUUUUCGCUUUGUACUUUUAGUGUUAUAUGAAUUAAUAAAGUUAUUUCA